GUCGCCGUGAGGUGAUAGCCGUCGCGUGCCGAUCGGACAACCUGGUGCCGACGCGUGCACGGAUGAUGGAAGUAAGAACUCGCGUUCGUGCGUCCGCGUGGAGCACUAAGGGUUGAAGUUUCGGAACUCCGGUGGCCUACUUCGGCACUGUCCUCCGGACGGAGGGCGCGCGAGGAUGUCUGAGAGAUGACUGUAUACUGAGGAGGAGAGGGCGCAGUAGCUUUGAAGGUUGCUGCCGCCUCGGUUUGGUGGAAUGGAGAUGAACGGCACCGAAAGCAGCCUGAACGGCACCGAGGUCAAUCGUACUUCCGCGCCGAUCUUCACCAUCGGCACAGACUUCAUCACGCAAUGGAAGCUGAAGAGACAACGGGAGCGCCUAUGUCGAUUCGUGUUUAACCAGAUUUUGACACCAGAAUGUACCCAGCUAAAUGGAACAUGGCCUGACCCGGAUGACCCGCGCUGGAACAGUGGUGAAUACGCGGAACUUCUGCCUGACUGGUUCCCGACAAACGCGACGAAUGCCUCGUCUUUUGGAAACGCAACGGCCACGUCGCCGACGUUGGAUGAAUUUCUCGCGCCCGUUUUGCCACCAUUUACGCUCUGGCAGACCGUACUGAUUGCUAUCUGCUUGGCGAUAUGCAUACUGCUAACUAUCGGCGGUAACAUCCUCGUUCUUCUGGCAUUCAUCGUAGAUAGAGCCAUCAGGCAACCAAGCAACUAUUUCAUCGCAUCAUUAGCUGCCACUGAUAUGCUUAUCGGCACCGUGUCGAUGCCGUUCUACACAGUCUACGUGUUAAUGGGAUAUUGGAAUCUGGGACCUCUCCUCUGCGAUCUAUGGCUGUCAGUGGACUAUACGGUAUGCCUUGUAUCCCAGUAUACUGUUCUCCUGAUCACGAUCGAUCGAUUCUGCUCGGUGAAGAUAGCCGCGCAGUAUCGCAGCUGGCGGACGAAGCAGCGCGUAAUCUGGAUGGUGACCAUCACUUGGAUCAUACCGGCGCUACUGUUUUUCAUUAGCAUCUUCGGUUGGGAGCACUUCAUCGGCUACAGAGACCUACAACCAGGCCAGUGUGCCGUACAGUUCCUCAAGGAUCCGGUAUUCAAUACCGCGCUGAUAAUAGGAUAUUAUUGGACGACGCUGAUCGUUCUGUUCGUCCUUUACGGCGGCAUAUACAAAACCGCCUAUGACAUGCAGAAGAAAAGCGAGGCCAAGCAGCGCAAGAUGCAAUCGAUGGUCGCGCUCAGCGCCGGCGCGAUGUCCGGCAUGGCCGGUCGCGCCGCUGGUAUAGGCAUUUCUAAGACACAGAGCACCUUGCUGAGCCAGGACAAACCGAAGAUCGGGGUCACGUCGAUGGACGACAGUGCCAUCGGCGCGGACGCGAUGACCGCGCAGAAAAUGGUCACGAAGAAAACCACGGACGGUACGACGGCGUCAGAUUCCGCAAACAAGAAUAUUUCCGCAAAUAUCACGGUCAUGGAAACUGACAAGUCCGAACAUUCCAGCAGUCCUAUUUUCGACUCCGACGACGAGAGCACCGUUGGUGGAACGACGCAGCAGGUCAAUACCGUCAGAAAGCGAUCCUCGCUAGCGGGUCUGGUAGCCCAAUCCGGCGCUCUCCAGGUUUUCGCCACCAAUGGACGCCUAAACGGCAUUGUGCCGCUCAAGGUCGAGCUGAGUGUGCCAACGGCGAGGAAACUAUUGCCGACGAGUCCUACGCGCGACACGCCGACGCAUAAAGCUCAAACACUGCCGAAGAUACAGGAGCUCAGUCUUCUGGACACCGACAAUCCCGCCGAGCUCGAUAAGUCCAGCAGCCGGACGUUGACGCCGGAACAAUCCUUGAAACUUAGCGACGCCGACGGCAAUCAACAAUCGAUCGUUACGGUCGAGGUGACGCCACCCGCUCAACUUAAGCGAGCGUCGAUCAAUAGCAGUCAACAGAACAUCAUACCACCGCCCAUGCAAUUCCAAAGCAGCCCGCCGAUAUCGGACAGCCCGACGACGUCCUCGUCGACCGACAGACCUAGAUCGUUGAUCGUACGCUCCCACGGUCAUGGCACUUACGACAUUCUCACCGGUCUGGACGGCGGUGAGCUGCGAUACAUGGACGAGAGCUCCAUCAUCGUGCCCAGUCCUUCUUACGAGAGUCCACCGUCUUCCUUCUCCUGCAGUCUGGCGAAUCCGCUGUCGACGGCACCCCCGUCGCCCAUUCUGGGUAGCAGCGCGACGACGGCCGCGAAUACCAGCCUGUUGCAGACCGCUCUUAUCAGGGCGACGGCGCAGCAAGCUGGUACGAGCCAGCUCGCACAAAUUGCACAGAGCAAACAGCAUCAUCCACCUACAAUGUCUAACGCAUCGAGUCAAACGCACCCGCCGCGCGUGUUCAUCACACAUCAGACGAACGUCGCGUCACAGACGUCACCUAUCAGCAAGGUACACACGGCGGUCUCCGUCAAUGUCGACAGGACGAAGCGUCAACCGGUGACGACGGUGGUCACAACGACUGCGGCUAUGCCGGUGGAAUCGUCUAAUAACACGAUGGAACGAUUCUCGGAUCAGCCUAUGAAGGCGAGUAGAAAUCAGCCGCAGAACUCGUCGUCCAGCAGUAUAAUUCUGACGGCCUCGGCUACCACGAAUAGCCAGGAAGUGAAGAGUCAGUCGAAGAAGAAGAAUGAAUCGUUGGAUGGAGAGCAUAGCGGUUCCAGGCGCGAUUUCGUCAAGUCUAUCGGAAAGAGGUUGAAGGCCAAAGCGAAGAAGGACCUCACGGUUGGCCGGCAAAAAUCGCGAACGGAGAAUAGAGCGCGCAAGGCCUUUCGCACGAUAUCCUUCAUUCUGGGGGCGUUUGUCGCUUGCUGGACACCUUAUCACGUGUUAGCACUGGUAGAGGGCUUCUGUGCAAAUCCACCGUGCACGAACGAGCACCUCUUCAUGUUCUCAUACUUUCUGUGCUACGCCAACAGUCCCAUGAAUCCUUUCUGCUAUGCCCUGGCGAAUCAGCAAUUCAAGAAGACCUUCACCAGGCUACUGAGGGGCGAUUUUCAUAUGACGUAAAGUAUCACGGGUCGUUCAACGGAAUAUUCGUUUUGAUAAUAUAGCUAAUGUAAGAGACACGGACUGUUUUCUCUUUUUUUUCCGGAAAAGAUGGCCUUCCAUAUUUAAUACCGAAUUACACUCACUUGUCGUAACUGUGGUGAACUCGGACAAUAAUAAAAUGAGAAUAAUAUUUUAACACUCGCCGGCGAAGUCAGGUCUUAGGCGCCUUUUGUACAUAAUACGCACUCAAGCCAAUCGAAAGUCAUUAAACUCGUAUGUACAUACUCUGUACACAUGUGUGCAUAUUUGUUAACGUUAUGUGACCAGGACGCGCGCGUAUAACAGAUGUAUGUGCAUGUAGUAUUAGAUAAUUAUAUGUGUACCACAAUAAUAAACACUAUGCUGAAUCGGAGAUGCAUUCCUAAUAAAUUGCGGUUUAUGCGGUACCGCAGCGAGAAUUUGUGAGAUUUAACUCUGCAUGGAGAACGACGCGCGCGUUACGAUUAUUAAAGUAUAAUUCCGUAAUUUAAUAGUAAGUACUUAACGUAAGCCGAACGAAGGAACAUCGUUCAUCACGAAAGACGAAAAGUGAAAAUAUUAAGUAAUAUAAGAUGAUAUCCGGCUGUAUAUUAUAAUAAAACGUCGCUUUGGGAAUAAAGGACCGGCUGUGUUAUGCAACGUCAGUCGCUUCGAAUAAAGGACCAUCUCCUCUUGUUGUAAGCAGUAAUCGUGGAGCGUUUUCGCGUUGCAUUAUUAAUCUCUCUUUCUCUCUCUCUUCUCCCCCCCCCUCUUUUUCUCUCUCCCCGACAUGUUGCAAAAAUCUCAUUUGCUAAGUUAUUUGACGUACUAUCUCUUUUUUAUUUUUACAAACAACGAAUCAGCUUGAGGUAGCUCGCCUUCAUAGAAGUACCGGAUAUUGAUGAUUUUUUUUACGGCUCUCUCGAUCAUGGAUCGGAAUAUACACUGCCUUGAGAUGGCCUAAUAUGCAGGCCUUUUCUCUUCGAAUUUUGUGACACCUGGUACUCUCCUCACAAACGAGCUUCCAUCGAAGUCUGAUCGACGUUUCGUAGAGUUACAUUAGCAUCUCUGACAACACGCUUAGAGAAUAUCCCAUCUUAAUAAAUAUUUAACAUUGAUUAUUCAGCUAAUUGUUGAUUAUCAAUUAAUUAUUUAAUUAAAUAUUUUUGUGUUUGAAUAAAUAUUUUUUGCUAUUAGCCUGAAUAUUUUUAUCAUUAGCAUUAGCCACGUUUCAAAAUAAUCUUUACAUAUAUUUUUAUAUUAUACAUUUUAUGUAUUUUAAUUAAAAGGUUUGGUGUGCGUAUGUUAUAAUUAUUGUGCCGCAGAUGCAAACAGGUAUUUGAAGUUGCUAGCAGACUGUGAUUAUUAUUCACACGGCAUCACAAAGCUUUGUUUCAGUAUUGCUUACUUUUAAAAAUAUUUUUUCUCGGAAUAAAACGCCUAAUUUUUUCAAUCCCUUUUUCAUAUCAAAUACAUGUAUAUCUCGCGAUUACUGCAAAUUAUAAACAAAAUGCAUACGGAUGCAAAAUACAAAUUGUGACAAGCAACUCAUAUUCAUAUGUCUCGUCAUAUUUUAAUAAUAUUCAUAAAGGCAUUACCUCUGUUAUCUUUGUUUGCGAAUAAAUCAAAUACACGUUCACAUACACACGUAAAUGCAGGAAAUCAAAAUUAUAACUCCUCUUAAUUAGUAGAACUAAUUUAUCAAAAGUCGUGUAUCAUUGAAGAUAGGUAGUUGCAACGCUUGCGGUGUAAAAGCUAUAAAUAGUUAAUAAACUAAUUAGCAAUUGAGGAAGCAAAUAAACAAAAUAAAAAUUUACAUUUUUAUAUUUAUAUUGUACAAGAGCUAUAUAUAUCCCAAGAUAAAAAAAUAAAUUAAUUAUUAUUUCAAAUUAUUAUUUGUUUUAGUAUUUUAAUAGUGUACACACACACACACAUACACACACACACACACACACACACAUUAAAGUAGAUCUAUUAAUCAAUGGUAUUUACAAUAGAUUGCAUCAAUCAAUCAAUCAAUCAAUCAAACAUUAAAAUUGUUUAAUUGAUGAAACAAAGAACUAACUUACUUUUUUCAUCUAAUUGCUUUUCAAUUGUAAUCAGUGCAUAUUUUGAAAAAAAGACAAUAUAUAUUCAAUUGAAUAUCUUAGGAACUUAAAGACAGCUCUCAAUUAGAUGUUACUUAAAUAAAAUUCAGGUACUUUACCAAUCUAAAUAAUUCACAAACUUUAGAAUUACAGACUUGUUACGUGCUAUGAAGUUAUAGGCGAACAGUUAGGGUGCUUAAUUAAAUGAACUCAUAUGACCCUCGUAAGACGCAUGUUUUUUCUACCUGUUAUUUCUACCUCUUAUUUCUACUAGCUUUAAUACGUGAGAUUAGAAGGAAUGUCCAAUAAGCAAAUAAAUCGUUUUUAAUUGCCGAUUGAUUAGAAGUAGCACAUUUUUUAUUGUAUCAUAGAUUUUAUUGUAUAAGUUUCCUACGUUUAUAUAAUUUGAUACGUACGCGAUUGCUUCGCUCGUAAAUUUUAUCUGAUAAUUCCGCUGCAACAUCUUAUCAACUAGAAACGUGUCAUGUUCUUCCACAGAAAGUACAGAGUGUCCUAAGAAAUAAAUAGGGAUUUUAUAUUAACAUUGCAUGAAUGGCAUUAAGGCAAUAUGAAAUCGCCAGGGGACAUUUUGGCACUUUGGAUAUCUUCCGAAAUUCACUGCCAAUAGCGAGAGUUAUCCUGUUCCUUCAUUAUGCUAAAUAUACCUGUCAUAUACGUCAAAUCAGUCAUAUACGUUUUAGAUGUUAAGGCCAUCUUAACAUCAAAAUGACAGACCUAAUCAAAUUGUCUAAUAAAUUAAUUAAAAUUAAUCCGCGGGAAUACUAGUAGAGCGUUUCAAUCCGGUUUGAAAUUCUGCUUCUGACACAUAAAUCACUUAUUCGUAAGUUCACAAGUUAAUUUAUAUCAUUAAAUGUAAGUUACACUUGAACAAAUGAACGAUACGUUUACGUUAUGCUUUUCUAGUCUUAAAAUAUUUCGAGGUACGCUUGUUUCUUCACGCGUUUGCCGUUACCUGUGCAAGGGUAGAACGAUACACGAUAAUAAUUUCUCGUGAAAAAGAAUGCGAGGAAAGUUCGUUAAGAUCAAUAACGUUAAUAAUCAAUAACAAAAAAAAAAAACGUUCCGCUUCUGUGUCUUGGCUAUCUAGAACGUAAUAUGUUGGCGUCGUUACGAUUAAUGCUAGGACAUAGAGUCAUAGAGUAAGUGAUAAUAAUCUGCUUUGCCAACAAAAAAUCAACUUGCAUCAAAACAUAUUACCGUGAACGCAGAAUUCUUCGAUACGACCGAUGCGUAUAAACGAUACUCCGCUUAAUAAGACUUAAGUCCAAAGAUCAGCUUAACUGAUCGAGAAGGAAACGAUACGUCGCAGCUCUAAACGUAGGAAACUUCUCUCUGUAUGAUAUGUAGUCUAUAUUAAAAUAUAUAUGAUAAGUGUGCAUGUGUGUACGUGUGCGUGCGUGUAUGCGUGUGUGUGUGUGUGUAGUACUGGCACAAAUAGUAUCGGUACGCUUAUUGUACAGAGAUAACAGACUUUGUAGAAAAAGAAACAACUUAAUCGGGCGCCAUGUAGCGUGUAUACAAAUAUGCAUAUAUUCGUAGCGUGACGAUGGGUAGGCAGCCUACUCAUCUAAGCAGCUGCUUAACGCUAAAAAGGGGAGAAAAGCCGGUAGACGGUGCAAUAUCUAGCGAACAAAUAUAAUUAGCUCUAGGCAAUAGCAUGAUUAAAAGAAGCGCAGGUAAUAAAAAUAGCUGCGUGGAGCCUACGUGAGACCGUAUUAUAUAAAGCAUAUUGUCUAGAUCAGCGAGUGGAGAAAGUAUAUAUAUUUGAGCAUUAUAUUUCCCUCUCGGCGAUCACGCUUUUAUUAUAGAUUACUCGUAUGUGCGCAAAAGCGACGAUCAUCAAAAUUGUGCGCGACGGGUCGGAAAAUAUUUAUGAUUAAUGUGCACUUUAUGCUCGAUCAAUUUCAAUUUGAUCCUACCGUGGAAAAUUUAAAUAACGAAUUCUUCGUCUGUAAACAAUUUACAUGAGGGGAAUAGAAUCUGUCGUAUUUGCUUCUAUUUACUUAUAUGGAUUCUAUUGAAAUGCGUUUCGAAUUCUUUGCACGUUUCGUGAAAAUAAUUGUUGAAAUUAAAAUUAAAUAUACGCGUGCACAUGAAUAUUAAACAAAAAAAAAUUAACGCAAUUAAAAGUGAAUUAAAUAUUUGGAACGUGUGUUUCUAAUAAUUGUCUUAUAAUUUGCGCUUUUAUUGCGUGCAUGCCAGAAGGAAAAUUAGUUUGAUAAUUAUGUAAUAUUAUUUCAAGUUUUUUCUAAACAGAAAUAGCGUGAGAUCAAAUUGAAAAUGUAAUUACUACUAAAUUGUGGACAAUAUAUCCUGUUCGUCCGACAAUCUUGAUUUUUUUUUAAUUUCUCAAAAUUAUUCCUUUUAAUUCCUCUUUACACAUUUUUAUUCUCGAUUACUUUUUUAUCUCUCGCCAUUUUAUUUCUUACGCGUAUAUAGUUUAUAAAAAAUAUAGUGUAUGUUAUGUAAUAAUUAUACAAAUGCAUUAUAAUCUACUUUUAGAAUAAUGCGGCAUGCUCUGAUUGUGAGUAUGUGAUCGAUAUCUAGAGAUAUAUUCGCUAUGCGUAAUGUCAAAUGUCUACCGCAAAUUGGCAAUUCAAAUUAAUGUACAUGUGAUUAAAUUAAGGUUUCGAAUGAAAUUGUGACAUAAGUGUUAUCAAGUAGCAAUCAAUUUUUAUUUAUUUUGCAUCUCCAUAUGCAAGCCAUGCACGAAAGUGCACAUAUAUACAUAAUGAUGCGCGUCCUGAAGUAUAAAUGAUAUUUAAUUGCUGAACCUGUAAGUAAAAAUGAAUAUAAUAAAGUGAGACAAUGAAA
Molecule: messenger RNA, 7971 nt
Organism: Solenopsis invicta (red fire ant)
Lineage: Eukaryota; Metazoa; Arthropoda; Insecta; Hymenoptera; Formicidae
Gene: mAChR-B
Product: probable muscarinic acetylcholine receptor gar-1
Exons: 5
Coding region: 254-3049 (931 amino acids)
Biological process (GO): chemical synaptic transmission; G protein-coupled receptor signaling pathway, coupled to cyclic nucleotide second messenger; adenylate cyclase-inhibiting G protein-coupled acetylcholine receptor signaling pathway
Cellular component (GO): membrane; synapse; dendrite
Molecular function (GO): G protein-coupled acetylcholine receptor activity; G protein-coupled serotonin receptor activity
Source: RefSeq, a predicted model, not a curated record